Exophiala spinifera is the source of this 966-nucleotide messenger RNA. RefSeq lists its product as uncharacterized. The record is from RefSeq and is a predicted model, not a curated record. NCBI's taxonomy places the organism in Eukaryota, Fungi, Ascomycota, Eurotiomycetes, Chaetothyriales, Herpotrichiellaceae. The transcript has a single exon. The coding region runs from base 1 to 966 and encodes 321 amino acids.
AUGUCUUCCGUCCCGCUGCUCGACCAGAUUCAACUUCCCACUCCCUCCAACACACCCAGAGCCAUGGAACAAGACGAGCCGUCUCCAACCACCUACGCCAAUCACUCUACUACUUGGACGCCCGUUGAUGGCAUGACGCCCGUGUCCACAAACCCUUCCAGAAAGCGGUCGCGAGAGGAUACAGCUCUUGAUCAUGAGGCCGACGGCUCCUACUUCGCACCAGUGGACCAACCUACGCCGAUUCCCGAAGAGGAGGAGCCUAUUUACGGCGAGGGCAUGGUCUUACUCAAUCCAAAGACCGGGGUGUCGAUCUCAGCCGAAAGCCAGACGGGAACUUGGUACGAAGAAAAGGUGGACAGAAAACACUUGGAAGAGGAGGUGGCUGCGGCGAAUUUCAGGCCCAAAAUGCCUACCAGCCGGAAGUCGGUCAGGCUAUCUCAGACCUCCCUCCGCCUACCGGUUGAUACCUCAGUCGCUUCAGCCCCGGCUAGUCCACCAAAGACGGCUGUCGAUAGACCCGAAUUCGACGAGGCGACGUUGGCACUCGGCAUUGGCUGGACCAAAAUGGCUUCAGAAGACGAAUCUAUCCAGGCCGCGGCAAGAGGCUGGGCAAGAUACUUGGAAAAUCAUUAUGCAAGAUACAUCCAUGGUGCUGAGAUUCUGCUAAAGAGUUCGGGUCUCAAUGCCUACCUGGUGGGUUGCCAGGAAGGCUUCUUCCUCUUCAGCGAGGACUUACUUGAAGGCAAGCUUGUUGGGCGUUCUUGGAGCACCUGCCUGCAAAACCUUCGGUCACAGCCUGUGGUCUUCGAAGGUCAAGAGGUACUCCGGGCAGAAAGAACUCCAGGUCCAGAAGCGGCCCCGAAUCAAAUGCCACAGCGCAACAUUAUGGAGAACUGGGCCGACUUCAACCGCUUGAACAGCCCUCAACCCAUUACGGCGACUGGAAACGGGAUGGAACUGGACUGA